GCUAAAAAAAUAUAAAAAUAAAAAGUUAUAAAUAAAUGGAUUCUAUUUAUGUUUUUCAUGAAUAUCCAUGAUAAAUGGGUAUGGAAAAAUAUUUCACAUCUAAUCUAAUAGUACCGUUGGUCACACUAGCCCCCUCAAUCUGGAACUGAUAACUGAUUGAUUCACGCACAAUGGGUCCAAAUCCAAUCCUCAACCGCAUUGGUUAUAAAAGUAACCGAAUGGCGUCCCAUAUCUGAUAGAAAGCUACUGGAAAAACCGCCCGCUCAGUCUACUUCGUCCAACACUGCUCUACACUUUGUCUCCUCCGUUCCCAUUUCCAUUUCCAUUCCAAAGUCCCUUUGAUCAACCACUCCCUCCGCCACUCUCAAAAUGGACGCGACUAAACUUAAAGAACUGAAGCUUUUCAUCGAACACUGCAAAUCCAGCCCCUCCAUUCUCAGCGAUCCUUCCCUUUCUUUCUUCCGCGACUACCUCGAGAGUCUUGGCGCUAAGCUCCCUACCUCUGCUUACAACCACGCCGACUCCAAAUCGAAGAGCUAUGUCGUGGAAGAGAGCGACGAGGAAAUGGAGGAUAAAGAAGGUCCACAAGGAGAGCCUGAACAGGAAGAAGAGGAGGACGAGAUAAUCGAAUCAGACAUUGAGCUCGAAGGAGAGGUUGUGGAACCUGAUAAUGAUCCUCCUCAGAAGAUGGGUGACCCCUUAGUAGAAGUCACAGAGGAGAAACGCGAGGCUUCGCAAGAGGCAAAGGCCAAAGCUAUGGAGGCUAUUUCUGAAGGCAAAUUGGAGGAAGCGAUUGACCAUUUAUCAGAAGCUAUUUCCCUCAAUCCGACUUCAGCAAUCAUGUAUGCGACCAGAGCUACUGUUUACAUCAAAAUGAAGAAGCCCGAUGCUGCCAUCCGGGAUGCUAUCGCUGCCCUUGAGAUCAACUCAGACUCAGCUAAGGGCUACAAGUCUCGUGGCAUGGCACAAGGAAUGCUUGGUCAGUGGGAAGAGGCUGCCAAGGAUCUUCAUCUGGCAUCAAAGUUAGAUUAUGAUGAGGAAAUAAGUGCUGUGCUCAAGAAGGUUGAACCCAAUGCCCGCAGGAUUGAGGAUCAUCGUAGGAAGUAUGAAAGGCUGCGCAAAGAUAGAGAGGAUAGAAAGAUUGAGCGGGAGAGACAACGUCGACGUGCCAAAGCACAGGCUGAGUAUGAGAAAGCAAAGAAGCAAGAGCAAUCAUCUUCCAGCAGAAAAUUCGGAGGGAUGCCUGGUGGCUUUCCAGGUGGAAUGCCAGGUGGGUUUCCUGGUGGAAUGCCAGGAGGGAUGCCUGGUGGAACGCCCGGAGGUUUCCCAGGUGCGAUGCCGGGGAAUGUUGAUUUUAGUAAAAUCUUGAACGACCCAGAACUGAUGGCUGCAUUUAGUGAUCCUGAAGUCAUGGCUGCCCUUCAAGAUGUAAUGAAGAACCCAGCCAAUCUUGCUAAGCACCAAGCGAAUCCCAAGGUAGCUCCUGUAAUUGCAAAGAUGAUGAGCAAAUUUGCAGGCCCAAAGUGAAUGAGGUUCAAAGUUGACAUCAUGUGCUAGUUUCAUAGCUUUGAUAAUUGUGUAGUUCUUCCUUUCCAAUUGCUGUUGAGUUCAUUAGCGUGGACUCUGUUUGGCUAUCCAAUUAUCUCGAGCGUGGAUAGUUUGAAGUGUUGUAAACGGAACUGAUUCAUUUCGUAAAUUGAAAAUGUUCCGUUGAAAUUUGCAGACCAGUACCAUGUUAUUGAGGCAGCAUUAUUUUUGGGUAGUGUACUUUAGUAUCCUUUUGAUUAUGUGAAUUUUUUUUUUUCUGAGAUAAAGGUUACAUUAUCGCCUAUGCUUUGUAGCUUUUAAUUAUGUGGUUGAAAAACCGAUUUGUAGCUUUUA
Manihot esculenta (cassava) is the source of this 1881-nucleotide messenger RNA. Its product is annotated as FAM10 family protein At4g22670. NCBI's taxonomy places the organism in Eukaryota, Viridiplantae, Streptophyta, Magnoliopsida, Malpighiales, Euphorbiaceae. The transcript has 11 exons. Gene Ontology annotation, molecular function: Hsp70 protein binding; protein dimerization activity. Bases 370 to 1527 code for a protein of 385 amino acids. The record is from RefSeq and is a predicted model, not a curated record.